Molecule: messenger RNA, 252 nt
Organism: Prunus armeniaca (apricot)
Lineage: Eukaryota; Viridiplantae; Streptophyta; Magnoliopsida; Rosales; Rosaceae
Source: the annotation of a GenBank genome assembly
AUGUCAGGGAAAAGAAGAGGUAGGGAGGUGCGAAGUGGGCGUAGUGGCGGUUUGUGUCGCACAUCGAGUAGAAAUGAAAACAAAGCCGUCAGUGGUGUGGUGUGGCUCUAUUCUUUGGACAUUGGGCGGGCGUUGGGUUGUGCAGUGCAGUGCCCUGUCUGUCUGUGUCUGUCUGUCUCUGUCUCUGUGGUGUAUUAUCGAGACGGGUCGCGGGUCGUAGCCAAUCUUGUGAUUUGGAAUUGGAGUUGUUGA